AUGUCGACCUCGUCCACUUCAACGGCACAUCCCUCCGCCUCCAUCCCAUCAGCUUCAUCUUCAGCCGCCGUCGCUGCCACCACAUCCAAAAAUCAGCUCUACGCGCUUGCCUCGCGGGUCCCACUCAUCAAGUCCCAUUCGAUCUCCCUCCCCAAGCCAGUCAAGCUUCCACCCGAUCUGCAUCCACUACCUGCCGACAUCUCCGCCUACUUCGUCUACCCGUUCAGCCUCGAAUCCUACGUCCUCGAUCCCAACACUCCCUCGUCGAACACUGUGGAUCAGCUGCUAGCCAAACACAAGCAGUAUCUCGAGAACCGCGAAAAGGACAAGGAGGACAGGCAGAGGGAGAGGCUGAGGAAAGUUGCACCAGGAUGGCACGGCGAUGUGCUCAUGCCGACCAACAGUGUCAACACAAGAAAGAGCUUGGACGUUGGUGCGGUGCUGGAGCAAGCUCAGUCUCAGAGCACGCAGCAGCAGCAACAGCAGCAAGGCGUGGAGAGGACACCACUGGACGACUUGGCUGAUCACCUGGCGCAGCUCGACGCUUUCAAUACUUCGGGUACCCCGAUCUCCGGCUCGCACGGUCAGAGUCAGAAUCAGAAUCAGUACCUGCAACAGUAG
Messenger RNA from Pseudozyma hubeiensis SY62, 621 nucleotides. Its product is annotated as tRNA nucleotidyltransferase. Bases 1 to 621 code for a protein of 206 amino acids. The transcript has a single exon. The record is from RefSeq and is a predicted model, not a curated record. Lineage: Eukaryota; Fungi; Basidiomycota; Ustilaginomycetes; Ustilaginales; Ustilaginaceae.